Rhizopus microsporus ATCC 52813 is the source of this 2599-nucleotide messenger RNA. RefSeq names its product WD40 repeat-like protein. The transcript has 6 exons. The record is from RefSeq and is a predicted model, not a curated record. Gene Ontology annotation, molecular function: RNA binding; protein binding. The coding region runs from base 42 to 2231 and encodes 729 amino acids. Gene Ontology annotation, cellular component: 90S preribosome; t-UTP complex; small-subunit processome. Gene Ontology annotation, biological process: maturation of SSU-rRNA from tricistronic rRNA transcript (SSU-rRNA, 5.8S rRNA, LSU-rRNA). NCBI's taxonomy places the organism in Eukaryota, Fungi, Mucoromycota, Mucoromycetes, Mucorales, Rhizopodaceae.
GUCAUCUUCAGUUACUAUACUUCUAUUUUUCACGUACACAAAUGGAAGUUCAUCGGUGCCGUUUCGUUGAAUAUCAGCCAGCAGCUAUUAAUGCGCUCGAUUUCACACCGUCAACAGUAAAGCGAAUCAGACUGGCCGUAGGCCGAGCGAACGGCAAUAUUGAAAUAUGGGAUCCUACGCAUAACUAUCGACUAGAAAAGACGCUUCCAGGAGGCCAAGAUCUCUCCAUUGAAAGUCUUGUUUGGGCUCACCAAAAUGUUUUAACGGAUAUUGAUGAGGAUAGUACACCUGAGGAAGUAGCAAAGGAGUUAGAAGAAUUAUUAGAACAACCUCCACGUUUGUUUUCUUCAGGACUGAAUCCAUACAUUACAGAAUGGGAUACAACAACCAUGACGAUUAAGAAAACCUGCGAUUCUAAUGGUGGUGCAGUGUGGUGUUUAGCUGUCAACAGUAAAGGUACGCGAUUAGCAGCAGGCUGUGAAGACGGAUGUAUUCGUAUGUUCGAUAUCUCAGACGGACGCCUUGAAUAUUUGCGCAGCUUUGAACCACAAAAGGGCCGAGUACUAUCAGUCGCAUGGGCACCUAAUGAUGAAUAUAUUGUCUCUGGUGGGUCAGAUUCUGCUAUUCGAACAUGGAAUCCUGCCACUGGCAAAACAAUUCAUCGAAUGGUGGUUGACAAAAAUCCAAAGGAGCAGACUUUAGUAUGGGCAGUAGCUGCUGCUUUAGGAAACACAAUUAUUUCUGGUGAUUCCAGAGGCGCAGUGACAUUUUGGGAUAGCAAGCUAGGAACUAUGAAGCAAAGUAUUAGGGCGCAUGGUGCUGAUAUAUUGUGUAUUGCAGUAUCAAAAGACGGCAAACAAGUAUUCACAGCUGGUGUUGAUCGUAAGAUAACAACUUUUAGACGAACAACAAAAAAAUCAAAGGAAAAUAAUGUCACUCAGUGGAUAAAUGUGGGCAGCCGUAGAUACCAUUGGCACGAUAUUCGGGCACUUGCUUUAGAUGAAAGGCCGCACAUCAAUUCAAUUGUCUCAGGAGGUGUGGACGUUGAAUUGGUUGCAUGUCCAGCCGCAGAAUUUCCCAAGCUGAUUCAAAACAGAUUGCCACCUUUUCCAGAAAAAUACAUCAUCUCUUUGUCAAAAUCACAUCAGUUGGUCAUGGCAACCUUAUUCAAUUCACUGUCUAUUUGGAGACUAGGUAAAGCACAAAACUUGGAUUUCUCAUCAAAGACACCUGCUCUUCCAGAAAUGGUUCAACCACAUCAACUUGUUUUGGAACUUAAGUUAAAGGCAGACUGUAAUAUCACCUCAAGUGCUUUAUCAGAGAAUGCUCAGUGGAUUGCAGUGGCUGAUGUUGAGCAAGUGAGACUCUUUAGAGUAGAAACGGAUGAGGAAACAGGCAAAUUAGAAGUCAAGAAGCAGCGUGCGUUUGAAAAAGAGUUGAAUAUGUAUUUAAAUGAGCAUGGAGCAGCAGCUGGUGCUCAUCAUGUCAGAUUCACCCCAGGUUCAGACAAGUUGAUAAUUGUUACUGCUGAAUCACGCAUAUUGUUGGUUGACCUCACCAGUUGGUCAAUUGAAAAGUAUCCUGUGUUGGUCGAAUUUGAACAUCAUAGAGGCCUGGAUAGUGACGGCAACAGCGCUGACGAUCAUGCAGUGGCAACUGUAACAUCUAUUGAUAUUAGCUCAGAUGGACAAUGGCUAGUGACUGGCGAUGAUAAUAAUCGUAUUCAUGUGUUUAAUCUUCAGCUUCCACAAGGCAAUAUACCUCAUACAGCUUUGUCUUUUAAUCAAUUCAGACCCAAUGAACUUUUCGUUGCAUUGGCAACCAAUGCAUUCUACAUUUACGAUGUCGAACAUAAGAAGCUCACAAGUUGGUCAAAUAUACACAAAGACAUGUCUCACUGUAGACUUUUGGAACAAAGAGAUCGCAUUCGAGGUGUUGCAUACAACCCAGCACAUGAAAACAAGAUGAUCAUCUACGGUAGCACCUAUAUGUGUCUUGCUGACGUAGAGUAUAAACCAGUACCAAGCAAGCUAGGCAAACGAAAACAAGAAGAAACGCCCUCUAUAAAGAAAGAAGAUGCACUGGCGUUCCCAAUUUCUCAUCAGUAUCAGCAAAUACUCUACUGUGGUUUCAUUGCAAAGGAUCAAAUGGUAAUGAUUGAGAGACCUAAGUUCAGUGUCUUGGAAAACCUGCCACCUUCAUUCUACAAAGCACAUUUCGGUGGCGCUUAAUUUGUGUAUUAUAAUAAAAUAUAUAUAGAUUUUCCUUUCCUUCUCUCUCUCUCACUCUCUUUUUAUAGAUUGAGUUGUUCAAUAAAUGAUUUAUCUGCAUGUUCAAAUGCUGUCUUUCCUUCGGCAUCUUUUGAAUCCCGGUUGCAUCCCUUUUCAAUCAGUAAUUUGGCUACUUCCAAUUGCUCUGAUAUACAUGCUAAAUGCAAUGGUGUUUCUUGAUCAUCAGAUUGAAUAUUAAUAUCUGCUCCAGCAUCAAUUAAAUGUUUGACUAUAUCCAAGUAGCCUCUGUCAGCUGCAUAAUGAAGAACAGAUAAACCCUAAUGAAUGUAUUACUUUCUUUUUCUACUAUUGAUUUUUUUUUCCAUUUA